AUGCUAUCGCAGUCGAUCCUGUCAGCUCUAUCCUUCUGUCUCGGCGUUGCAUCAGCUGAAUUGCAUCCGACGGUCUAUUUGAUACGACACGCCGAGAAGCCUGCAGAUCCACGGGACCAUGGUCUAACCCCGGAUGGGAUCAAACGAGCACAGUGUCUGCGACACGUUUUUGGGGCAGGCUCUGGAUAUGACAUCGGAUAUAUUAUGGCACCGCACGUAACACCAGAUGGCGAACAUCGCCGAGCAUUUCAGACUGUUCUGCCCCUCGCUGAUGAUCUCGGCCUCACGAUUGACACACACUGCAAGCGGAACGAUGUUAUAUGCGUGGCGGGGACAGUGAGAUCGUAUGAUGGCCCAGGGAACAUUUUGAUUUCAUGGCGGCAUGGGAAGAUGGAUAAGAUCGAGGAAGAGCUCGGCGCUCUGGAGCCAAUUGAGUAUCCGGAAGAUAGGUACGACCUCAUCUGGACCGAUCCUUGGCCAUAUGGCAAUGUGACGAAUGUCAAAAGCGAGGAAUGCCCUGGACUAGAUGUCCGGCCUGGCCUCGUGGAUCAAGAACGGCUGCGCAGCCAUGCGCAGGCAUUUGACGGCCUGCUGUCUUUGAUCCCCGCCAAAUACUAUUAUGGCGAGGAAGAUACAAGUGAUCAAUGGCAACGCAAGAAACAAACCAAAGAACAAGCCCGCGAAGCGAAGCGAGCAAAGCUGAACCCCGAAGCAAACGCUAAAACCGCCAAGGACGUGAUGGAUGAGAAUGCACGCAAACGAAAGCGGGAGGACGGCACCCUCGAGUCCGACUCAUCAGACGGAGAGUUGGGCACCGAGGCCCCCAGGGAAGGAUUGAACCGCGGGAACGCCAACCUCAAGAAGCAGAAGCAGGUUGAAAAGGCUGAUAAAUCAGACCCUGCGAAGGCGGCAGAGGCUGAGGCACGGAAAAAGCUCAAGGAAGAAAAGAAGGCCCAGAAGAAGGCCGCUCAAAAGGAGAAGAAGAAGGCUAAGGAUGCUGCUCGGAAGGAUAAAUCCCAGGACAAGAAGGCUUCUACGGCUUCAUCUGAAACUUCUGAAAAAUCUGCACCCAAGCCUGACGGCAAUGCGGCCAAAGACACAGAAGAGUCCGAGGAUGAAGAGAAUGACGACGAAGAUGACGGUGUUGUCGAAGAGGGCUUCUCUAUCGAGUUCAACGCUGGACCGGAAGAGCCUUCUUCUGCCUCAUCUACCACAGACUCCCCCAAUUUCGAUGCCUCAAAUCCCGAAUCCGGCAGUUCCUCCAUUUCCUCCAUUGUUCCUCCCUCCACCUCCACCGAAGCCAAAUCCUCUGAGCCCAAACCUCUCAAGCACACACCCGAAGAGCUGAAGCAGCGCUUACAAAAGCGUCUGGAUGAGCUCAGGGCCAAGCGCCAUGCAGAUGGACUCAACGGCAAGCCUGCACGCAACCGCCAAGAGCUCAUUGAAGCCCGCCGACAAAAGGCCGAGCAAAGAAAAGCACACAAAAAGGAGCUGCGUGAAAAGGCCAAGAUUGAGCAAGAGAAGAAAAACGAUGAGGCCAUGGCCCGCCGCUUCUCGCCCGCCGAGUCAGUUGGCUCCGCCAGCAACAACUUCGCUUUCGGCCGCGUCAUGUUCUCAGAUGGCCAGCAGACAGAUGCCAGUGCAACCACCGUGCGCGACAAGCCAAAGGCCCACGGUGCCCGUGACCCGGCUUCCCAGCUCAAGGCCGUUGAAGCCAAAAAGGCCCGCCUUGCAGAGAUGGACCCUGAGAAGCGUGCCGAACUCGAGGAUAAGGACUUGUGGCUGAACGCCAAGAAGCGUGCUCACGGUGAGCGUGUUCGCGACGAUACCUCUCUGCUGAAGAAGGCCCUCAAGCGCAAGGAGACUGCGAAGAGAAAGUCCGAGCGCGAGUGGAGGGACCGCAUCGACACAGUUGCCAGCGCCAAGGAAAAGCGCCAGACCAAGCGUGAUGAGAAUCUCCGCAAGCGCCGGGAUGAGAAGGGCACCAAGGGUGGCAAGAAGAAGUCCAGCUCCAGUGGAAAGAAGAAGUCUCGUCCUGGAUUUGAGGGCAGCUUCAAGGGAGGUGGCAAGAAGAAAUAA
Molecule: messenger RNA, 2079 nt
Organism: Penicillium bovifimosum
Lineage: Eukaryota; Fungi; Ascomycota; Eurotiomycetes; Eurotiales; Aspergillaceae
Product: putative 60S ribosome biogenesis protein Rrp14
Exons: 6
Coding region: 1-2079 (692 amino acids)
Biological process (GO): ribosomal small subunit biogenesis; ribosomal large subunit biogenesis
Cellular component (GO): nucleolus
Molecular function (GO): DNA binding; RNA binding
Source: RefSeq, a predicted model, not a curated record